Molecule: messenger RNA, 456 nt
Organism: Plasmodium vinckei vinckei
Lineage: Eukaryota; Apicomplexa; Aconoidasida; Haemosporida; Plasmodiidae
Product: conserved Plasmodium protein, unknown function
Exons: 2
Coding region: 1-456 (151 amino acids)
Source: RefSeq, a predicted model, not a curated record
AUGAAUAGAGUUGUGAGAAACUUUACCAAUAAUAGAGGGAUAAACAACCCAAGCAAAAUAAAAACAUUUAACAAUUCUUGUGAUGAAAAUUUGAAAAAGUCAUUUGAAAAAAUAGCUAUAGGCACACCCCCAAGAGCCAAAAUAAAUAGUAUCCUAAAUUUUUUAAUAAAAUCAAAAAUAUUAGAUACAGAAUGGUCCAAAUCACAAAUUAUUGAUGAGAUAUAUAAAAGGCGGGUAGAUAAACAGCUUUCUUUUCAUUUAAAUGUAUUAUAUGGCUUAGGAUCGAAAGGAAUCCAUUUAAAUAAAAAAGGAAUAGUGUCGCCAGUAUUAUUUUACCCCUUAAUGGAUUACGACCAGUUUAGGACUAUUGUGCAGGUAAUGCAAGUUGCGGAUAAAGAGAGAAAACUUGGGAUAUAUGAAGAAAAACAAUUUUUUGAAAAUUUAUUUAAGAAAUAA